This is a messenger RNA of Carassius carassius (crucian carp), 1968 nucleotides long. Its product is annotated as D(3) dopamine receptor-like. Gene Ontology annotation, biological process: adenylate cyclase-activating adrenergic receptor signaling pathway. The coding region runs from base 471 to 1835 and encodes 454 amino acids. NCBI's taxonomy places the organism in Eukaryota, Metazoa, Chordata, Actinopteri, Cypriniformes, Cyprinidae. The transcript is spliced from 8 exons. Gene Ontology annotation, molecular function: G protein-coupled receptor activity; dopamine neurotransmitter receptor activity, coupled via Gi/Go. Gene Ontology annotation, cellular component: membrane. The record is from RefSeq and is a predicted model, not a curated record.
GCCAGCAGAACACGAAUACCUUUAGAGCUUUGACACGAUUUACAAUUGGGCUUUUUGAGAAGUUAUUUUAUUCUAUCACCUACUUGGAUUUACCUCACAAUUAAGCACUGAACUAAUGGGAACAAAGAUGCUUCGUGCGUAAAAGACCUCUUGGAGACGGAGUGAAGCUCGUCUCAUGACUGUAACCACCCGGGCGAAUCAAGGUCUGUGGGAAACCAUUUGUGUACUGCCUGCACGGAGUUAUUCAAUGCACAAAGGCAUCGUAUAGAAGUAUUUCUGGAGCUGUGCAUUAAUAAGUCUCACGUACGCUAUGCUCGCCCGGCGCGCGGUAAACAUGGAGUCCCUUUCUCAGCACCAACGGCUUGCGCCAAAAGCUACUGGACCGAUAAGUUUCAUCUCAAAGAAAGUGCAUCCAGGUGUGGUUCUGUUUCGGUUCUACGCUGGAGAAGCAUAACAGAUCCUUCGCACUCAUGGCAAUGUUUAGCAGCAGUGAAUGGCUGUGGAAUGACUCAGAACAUUCUCUCACCCCUGGGGGAAACUACAGCCUGAUAUCAGGAAUUGAAGAAGUGAAGAGGAAUUACUAUGCCAUGCUCUAUUCCAUACUCAUCCUGGCAAUUGUGUUUGGGAAUGUUCUGGUGUGUAUUGCUGUGCUUCGAGAGAAAGCUCUCCAGACCACCACCAACUACCUGGUGGUCAGUUUGGCCGUAGCUGAUCUCUUGGUGGCCUUACUGGUCAUGCCCUGGGCGGUCUAUCUGGAAGUGGUCGGCGGAGCUUGGCUCUUCAGUCGCAUGUAUUGCAAUGUCUUUGUGACUUUGGAUGUGAUGAUGUGCACUGCAAGCAUACUCAACCUGUGUGCCAUCAGCAUCGACAGGUAUAUGGCUGUGGUGAUGCCAGUGCUAUACAACACCACCCACAGCUCCCGCAAGAGGGUUUCAGUCAUGAUUGCCACAGUUUGGGUCCUCGCCUUUGCAGUCUCCUGCCCCCUACUGUUUGGAUUCAACACUACAGAUGAUCCGGCAGUGUGCUCAAUUUCAAAUCCUGAUUUUGUUAUCUAUUCCUCUGUGGUGUCGUUUUACUUGCCAUUCAUGGUGACCCUUCUGGUCUAUGUGCGCAUCUACAUCUUUCUCAGAAGGAGGCAAAAGAGAAUCACCUUCCGUCAAGGCAGUGGUAAAGUUCAGCCAGCAUCUGCACCACUAUCUGCGGAGACGUGUUUACAAGACGAUGCUCACAAAGAGAAAAGAGACCUUUCCCCCAUCAGGAUCAAUGUGAUAAAUGAAACCAAGGAGCAGGUGAUCCGUCCGCGGCUCCUCGCCAGCUGCCCAUGGCGUAAGCGGCCUCAAACCGCCCCUGCUGAGAACUCGCUGCUGCCUCCUGUGAUCAUGCUGAACUACUGCAGCAUCAGCCAGGCGUCCUUUGCUCACACUGAGCAAAAUGCAAACGGUGAGGAAGAGGAGGGUGGGGACAAGGAGCAGGAGACAGUUAGGAGCUGUGAGGUGAAGAAGUUGAGAAACGGACACACACACACCUCCCUGCAUCCACCUCGGCCCGCUCGCGUCAUGGUGUGUCCCAGUCAGGUCCGCUGUAGAAGUAUGCACUCCAAGGAAAAGAAAGCCACACAGAUGUUGGCCAUCGUUCUGGGGGUUUUUCUAAUUUGCUGGCUGCCCUUCUUUGUGACCCACAUCCUAAACACUCACUGCAGAGCUUGUCACAUUCCUCCUGAGGUCUAUAGCGCCUUCACUUGGCUCGGCUAUGUCAACAGCGCUCUCAAUCCAGUCAUCUAUACCACGUUUAACACUGAGUUCCGCAGAGCCUUUAUUAAAAUCCUGAGCUGCUAAACCAUUGGCAGUGCUCCCAUAUAAUAAUCAAUGCAGCUUCCAGACAUUAUGGAUUCCUUUUUGGGAUGCAAAGUGCCAUAUUGCCAAACUUAAAAACUUGAAUAUGCAGAGGAUAUUAAAGGCCUUGAACAGU